This is a messenger RNA of Symbiodinium pilosum, 666 nucleotides long. The record is from the annotation of a GenBank genome assembly. NCBI's taxonomy places the organism in Eukaryota, Dinophyceae, Suessiales, Symbiodiniaceae.
AUGUUCAAACUAAUUCUUGUCUUGACCCAAUUGUUUGCUUUGCGCCACCGAGGCAAAGGUUUCCUGGCCGCUGAUGAAAGCGCCGGGCCCUGGCUCAGGGCACGACAUGCAGAAGCGGCAAAGAUCCCAGAUGUGGCCGAGAACAGAGCAGAGUAUCGGUCUAUGUGCUUCGCAACUCCGGGCUUGAGCGAGCACAUCGGUGGAGUGAUCCUCCACUGGGAGACGCUGUUUCAACAAGAUGCACAGGGCAAAGCCAUAGUGGACAUCAUCAAGGACAAUGGCAUGAUCCCUGGUAUCAAGGUGGACAAGGGCUACAACAAGAAGCUUGGAUUUGCUGGUGAUUUUCUGAACUUCCCCUUUGGUUGCGCCGCAAAGAAAAGGGGGAAGGGCAUAUGGGGAACUCCGGUUGGCCCUUUGGGACACCCGGAGGUGGCCACUGUGGGCUUGGAUGACCUACAGCAAAGAUGCCACCAGGCGGUGGCCUAUGAGCAGGGCGCCCGCUUUGCCAAGUGGCGCAACGUGCUGCAGUUGGACCCGGCGAAGCAAAUGCCCACAGAGCUGGCGAUCGCAGAUUGCGUGCAUACCUUGGCGCGCUAUGCCUCGAUCUCUCAGAGCGAAGGCUUGGUACCCAUUGUGGAGCCGGAAAUCGUUCCCAAUGGAAACACG